This is a messenger RNA of Cryptomeria japonica (Japanese cedar), 855 nucleotides long. RefSeq lists its product as uncharacterized. The transcript has 3 exons. The coding region runs from base 1 to 855 and encodes 284 amino acids. The record is from RefSeq and is a predicted model, not a curated record. NCBI's taxonomy places the organism in Eukaryota, Viridiplantae, Streptophyta, Pinopsida, Cupressales, Cupressaceae.
AUGGAUCCUAUCUCGGAGGGACAUGCAGACAAGGAGGGAUUUACUCUUGUUAAGCCUCGUAAUAAGGGUAAAGGAAAGAAGAGAACUUGGAUGGACAGACAAAAUGAUGAUACUUUUAACAAGUUUGAUGUUCUAGAGGACUUGGUCCAAGAGGAAGGAAUCCUAGUUGAGCUUUCUUCUGGGGUUAAGGUUCAAGGAGGGAUGCAGGAUGGGGAUUUUAAUGUUGUUACUAGUUUGGAGGAGAAAAGUGGGGGGUUAGUCAGGUUGGACCUUGCUUCAAAUUUGCUCAGAGAUAAUAUUGGCUUCCUAAACCUCAUUGAUGUGAAGCCAACUAAUGGUGUCUUUACUUGGAAUAACAGAAGAAGUGGUGUUGAGGCUAUUUCAAAAAGGCUUGAUAGAUUUUUGGAUCUUAUGGCAGUUUGGUGGCAUGAAGGAAUGCUUGCUCAUGGCAGGGCCAUGUAUACUUUUGGGAAAAGGCUACAACAUGUGAAAUACAGGCUCAAGAGGUGGAAUAAACAAUGUUUGGGAAACUUGCAUGCUCAGAAGUUUGCAGCUCAGUCUCAAUUGGAUACUAUUACUCGUCAGAUUCAAGAUCAAGGGAUGUUUCCUGAUCUUAGUAAAGUUGGGUCCUUAGCCCUUAAGGAGUUAGAAGAGUGGGAGUUGUGUGAGGAUGUUUUUUGGAAGCAAAAGUCUCAUGUUGACUGGCUUCAGGAGGGAGAUAGAAACACGAGUUUUUUUCAUAACUUUGUUAAGGCUCGACGGUAUGGUAACUUUAUUACUUCUCUUGUCUCUUCAGGAGGGUCUCAUUUCUCUUCUAGGGAAGAUAUUGCUAGGGAAGCUGUCAGGACUUUUUGA